This is a messenger RNA of Fukomys damarensis (Damara mole-rat), 3753 nucleotides long. RefSeq names its product lymphocyte transmembrane adaptor 1 (gene Lax1). The record is from RefSeq and is a predicted model, not a curated record. Gene Ontology annotation, biological process: lymphocyte activation; antigen receptor-mediated signaling pathway; intracellular signal transduction. Gene Ontology annotation, cellular component: plasma membrane. The coding region runs from base 616 to 1806 and encodes 396 amino acids. The transcript has 7 exons. Lineage: Eukaryota; Metazoa; Chordata; Mammalia; Rodentia; Bathyergidae.
UAUCCAGCCUCAUGCCAGUCUUAGAGGUCCCUUCACGUUGGACUCUCCCAAGACGUAGAGUGCUUCUGGAGGUGAAUGCGGGCAAGAGGUGAGGAGGGUCCGAAACAAACUGGGAACAAUCUUCAAAGCUUGGGGUACUUCGUGUGGCCUCUGGGGACAGCCCACCCAACAGGAGGGAGCCCCCGUGGGCAGCCCUGAGGAGCAGGGGCAGAAGAAAUGGCCCCCGAGUCUCUGCUAAACAGGGUUGUCUCUAUUUGCAGGCAGUAUCCAGGCCAGAACUUCUCAAGGUGCUCGUGAGACCCAGACCAAUUCCGCCAACAUCAUCUGGAAAGAGUAGAAUUUUAUUUUUCUUCUCAACCCAGGAAGCAGAGACUGGAAAGUAUAGAUGCUAAACCUGCCCCUCUGUACCAGAGCUCUGCCCACUGAGUCAGACGCAGAAGGCAGAGACCGGAGCCUGUCGCUGAGCCGCGUGAACACUCACCUCCUGCAGCAGGCCUCGUGGCCGCACCAGGAGCCAGCGACAUAGGAAAAGUGGCAGGCGUGCUGGCUGGCUGGUUGUGACUGAGACCAGACGCAGAGGCUGAAGCCGGAGAGGACUGACGGGGUUCCCACAGGAUGGACACCACCCCAGCCCCUUUGGAAGUCACAAGGAAGACGCUGGACCCCAGUACGCCACGGGUGACUUUCAGCAGCCUGGAAGAAGAUAAAGACCAGAGCAGCACCGUCUUUUCUGGGUUUGCCGGACUCCUCGCCAUCCUCCUGAUCCUCAUAGCUUCCUGCAUCCUGUGGAACUGGAACAAAAGGAAAAAGCGGCAAGUUCCUUACCUUCGAGUUACCGCCAUCCCCUCACUGACCCUGCCUCAACCCAGACAACGAGCCAAAAAUAUUUAUGACCUCUUGCCUCACCGACAAGAAGAGCUGGGGAGACAUCAGUCACGAAGUAUCCGUAUUUUCAGCACUGAAAGCCUCAUCUCCAGAACCUCUGACGUCAUUGAGCGUGUGCCCUCUCAAGCAGGCAACACCCUCUGGAGACACCGAGCCCACGUCCAUGCUGUGGACUGUGCGGUGGGGGUCUACGACAACGCCACCGUGCCCCGGGCGUGCGGGGACCUCGCUGCCUCGGCACACUACGUCAACGUCGCAGCUUCGGGGGACGGCUCGAGCUCAUCUUCAGAGGAGUCGGAUGAUUAUGUCAAUGUCCCCACAGCAGAAGAUCCCGCUGAGCUGUUAACUUCUACCGACAGCCUGCCUGAAAAUGUCUCUGUCCUUCCAAGGGUCCAAGGGCUGGAGUGUAACGAGGAAGGACACAAGAGCUGUGGGGACACUGGUGAUGGCACCAGUUUUGGGUUUCCAGGAACUGAGGGCAGUGAUCCGCUCAGCGAUGGGGAGGGUUCUUCUCAGAGCUCCCAUGACUAUGUCAAUAUGACAGGUUUGGAUCUUGGGGACAUCCAGGAGAAGGAGCCCUGGGUGGAUUUUCAGUGUGGCAGAGAUUACGUAAAUGUCCCAGCAGAGGGCCCUGACAGAAGCCAGCAGCAGGCUGAGGAAGAAGAGACGUCUUCGAGCACAGACCAUGGAGAGGGCAGGACAGAUGGUCCAGGGACCCACAUCCAACCUGUCACACAGAGACCCCUGUCUUCCGGGUACUUCGUGGCCUUUCAGCCAUCCUUCCAGAGUGGGAACAGCCAGACACAUGGAGAAGAGAUGUCAGAGGAAGAUUCGGAUGACUACGAAAAUGUGCUGGCUGCAGAGUUAGAAGGCAGGGACUGGGAGCAGGGGCCUGGCCCUCAGCUCCUUCCUGAUCAGUGAAUACCUAGGUAUCCAGCUGGAAAGCCUUGAGGAGCUGUCUAUCCUGCCAGAGUCCAGCGAAGAGCCCUGAGUGCCACAGUAUUUCAGUAGAUUCAGCUGGCUCAGCUAACCAGAGGCUGAGAGAGGUGGCGAGCUAACAGGCUGCACAAAAGCAGAGGCUUGGGAAAGGAACUGUAAAAAUGGUUAUCUCUCAUACUGACCUCAGAAUGUUUUCUGAAAGUGCUGGAUUGGACUGUUAGGAAAUAAAAAACACAAUAGAACUUAGUGCACAAUGGACAUUUAUUCUGAAAUAAUUACCUUCACUAACAGAGGCAGCUCUAAAGCAGGAGUGUAGCUUACUUUGUGAUCCAGGCAAAGACUGAAUGUAAGGAAAAAGUAGGGGUGGGGUAGGCAAUUUCCAUUUUACAAAGAGCACAGAUAGCUAUGCAUGUCUCCUAGCUCUCUAGACUAAGAGCCCUUGAAAGCUCUUGGUUUCUAAAUGCUAUUCUCCAGUACAGAGUUCCUUGGAAAAGUGGCUGGUUCUAGGGCUGGCAUAGGGAAGAUACAGGAUGAGCUUGUGUACCUUGUCGAAAGGAGAGAAAAGAAAAAAGGAGAGACAGGGAGACAGAGAGAGAACAGCCAACUGAAAGAGCUCCCAAAGACAAAGCUAGAACAAGGUUAAAUAAAUUAGAUGAGUUUCAAAUAAUAUAUGUAGGAAGAAUGAGAGAAAUUUUAAAAAUCACAAUAAAGAUACCACAGAACAGAUGAAGAUUUGCUACAGGCAAAUCCACUCAUGAACAUUGAAAUUAGUAAAACUUUAAGAAGAAACGAAACAACUGCACAGCAGCAAAGAAUCUCCUUGAAAACAUUUCUUCACUGAUUGUUUUUAACACAUGUCCACAGUUAUCUGAUGCCUCCCUUGGAGUUUAAUCCCCCUCCUCUUCAGUACAGGCUAAAUCUAGUGACACUCUAAUGGGUAGAGCACGGAAAGAGGAAAAUAGUGAUUUACAGGGGAGGGAUGAGGCAGACACCACCCUCACCAAGGGACUCCAGUCAGCUCAAAGGUAACAAGCUGUUACUCUCAUGUGCCCCGAUAUGAUGAAGAAUAGCACCCCAAGACCCAUAACCUCAGUCUUAUCAUCAGAAAACUCCAGAUUAAAUAACAUUAAAUUAAAUAGCAAAGACUGGACCAGAACUAUUCAAGGUGUCAAGGUCUGGGAAGACUGUGAAACCAUCACAGAUUGGAGAAGACUAACGAGUCAUGAUGGCUAAAAUGCAUCCUGAUGGCUUGGACUGGGCCUCGGAACAGCCCAAGAGGACUCUACUGGAAUGAGAUGAAUGAGACGGAAAGAUGUCCAUACUGCUGCUAGCAGUAUCAUAUGAGCGUUCUUCUUUUGUGGUACCGGGGAUCAAACUCAGGACCUUGUGCUUGCCAGGCAGGCGUGGUGCCACUGAGCUACAUUCCCGGCCCCAAUCCCUUCAUUUUUAUACCUGUUCCAUGCUUAUGUAAGAUGUUAGCUUGGGGGAAGAUGGGGGAAGGAUACGCAGGAACUCUCUCUUACCUAUUCUUGUAAUGUCUGCAAAUCUAAAAUUAUUUCAGGAUAAAAAAUAAUUUUAAAGCAUGGACCAAGGUGGAACUGAAGCCGCCUGGGUUCAUCCCAUUUAAAUAAACCACAACCAUUCCGUGUCUCUGCUCCUUCCGCAAAUGGGUUAUAAAUUAUGUUUGUAGCUGCCCCAAGUAUUGUUUGUUUUCUGAGCAUAGAUGCCCAAUCCCCCCUGUUGAUCUGCAGUCACACUGCCUGCCGCAAAAUACAUUGAAGUACUCUGUGUUCACCCUGGCUCCUAGCACAAGGAUCAAAGUAAAAGCAGAUUAUUGACAACUGAUGAUUAAUAAGGUGGUUCAUUGCGCAUACUUUUUUUCUUUCAGUACCAUGUAUGGAACUUAGGGCCUUUGCAUUGAGCUACAUC